Molecule: messenger RNA, 2385 nt
Organism: Linum trigynum
Lineage: Eukaryota; Viridiplantae; Streptophyta; Magnoliopsida; Malpighiales; Linaceae
Source: the annotation of a GenBank genome assembly
CGUAAUUCUCUUCCACCCAUCAUUCUUUCCUGGAAAACAAACAGAACCCAGGAAUUCCAGCCGGCCAAGGGCGAACGCUUCCUCCGAUUAGUGAAGAAACCUCGCUCGCUGAGUUAGCUCCCGGAAGAGAAAGCUUUUAGGAAUCGACUGGUCAUUCUCUCGGCGAUCACCUUGGGGUGAUUUCUUUCAUUUCUCAAUCGAGGUAGGAAGAGAUGCAGGCUAUGGCGGCGAAUUCAGUUUGCUGCUCCGCGCCGACAACCCUAGACCCUUGUCCUUCUUUCUUUCUUCAUCGUCGUCCGGGGAAGAGUGGCAGUUUCUUUGACAGCAGAGUCUCUGUUAACAGGAGUUGCAACCGGCCUCAGGGCAUUCCAUGCCGGUCUGUGAAGAUUCGUGCUCCUAGCUUGUCACGGAAAUUCGGUGUUAAGGCGGUGGCAACUCCGAAUUCGGCAAUCGAAUUACCACUAACUGCAGAGAAUGUUGAGAGUGUGUUGGAUGAGAUUCGACCAUAUCUCAUUUCCGAUGGUGGGAAUGUAGCCUUACACGAGAUUGAUGGGAAUGUUGUGAAGUUGAAGUUACAAGGAGCAUGUGGAUCGUGUCCUAGCUCUGUUACCACGAUGAAGUUGGGUAUUGAGCGUAGGUUGAUGGAGAAAAUUCCUGAAAUCGUUGCAGUGGAACCUAUACCAGAUGAAGAAACUGGGCUUGAGCUGAAUGAAGAAAACAUAGAGAAGGUACUAGAAGAGAUCAGGCCAUAUCUUGUGGGCGCAGCUGGAGGGUCUCUUGAAUUAGUAACAAUCGAAGAGCCGAUAGUGAAAGUUCGAAUCACAGGGCCAGCAGCUGGGGUGAUGACUGUCCGUGUUGCAGUUACACAGAAGCUGCGCGAGAAAAUACCAUCCAUCGCUGCUGUCCAACUUCUGUGAUUCCUCUCCUUGCAAAAGCCUACUCUUUAGCCUUGCAGAAUGGCGACAUGGCACUCAGAACCUAUGACGAUGCAGCCUGGUAAUGUACAGUCCAGGGCACCGGGUUACAAUCGGUUCUUGCAUCAAUCCGGUGGAAUCGAGUUACCACUUCUAAGUGCAUCUCCCCUUGUGCUUUUGCCUUUAUACUUGCGUAGUUUGUGAGUGUAAAUACUGUGGUACAUGAUUGCAUAAUGUUCAAUCAUUGCUUAUGGAAAAAAAAUGAAGGUAAAUACUGUCUUGGGUUUACUUAUACAACCUCUCUGUAUUCUUCUGGGAAACCAACGUCUGAGGUCCUGCUGGGUUUGAUACUGGAGGAUAAGCUAACCCUCCAGUCUUCUGGCUGUUGUUGACCCAAAAAGAAUAAGCCUUUCUUGCUGUUCUCCAUUUCCUCCUUUCGCAGUACUGACGAGGACUUGCCCCUUUCCCUCUUUCUGUAUGUCACAGUCACUGCUGGUCUUCCUUCUCUUCUUUGACCUCUUUUCUUUUCCACUUCUUUGUUUGCUCGGAAUUCGGAAAAUAUUCUUUUCUUUCGCUUGAAGAAAUCUUUGACAUCGAUUGUUGAGUGCUAACAAACGUCUCUCCACCGGGGGUUUUUAACAAACAUGUUCAUAUACUAUUUAGGUUAUUCAUUCUUGGUUCCUACAUUAAACUUUGAUGCAAACCCAUUGCCUGUCUUGUCUGGGUUCAUCAUAUGCUGAGUCUUAGUGAAAUGACUUUUUGUUGAUGGUAAAAUGGUGCUAUAAUUUAUCUCAUCUAUGGAUCAUGUCAAUUUUAUGGGUCGUAAAUUUACGAUAUUCCAGAAGAAAUUGAACGCUCUUCUUUCUCAAGCUGCAAUAGGCUCGUCUUUGGUCACUGAACCGAUAAUUAUUAUUGUAAUAUCAUGUUGUGAAGCCUUUCACUGAUUUUGAAGUGGGAUUAUGUCGCGCCGAGAUGGUGUGCCUGUAGAUCCCCUCACAAAUGACAUUCAUGGAUUAGCUCCUCAAUGUAAUCCACAAAUUCUAGCAUUUUAUCGAUGCCAUGGUCAUGACUCCGGUUGAACUAGCAGUAUCAAUCUUUUCAUCCUCGCUAUGGUAGUUGAAGCAUCUGAAUGUUAGUUCGAAAUGAAUAACUUUGAGAAUUCCUUCUGGGAUUUUGAUGAGGCUAUCAAAGUUCAUGUCAAGUUUAUUCAGAUCGCCCCCUGUUCCGAUUGUAAGUCCAAGUCUCGAGCUAUCAAUCUAGAGAACCGUGAUCGCGAUAGACCUUACACACUCACCAAAAAUAUUUCCUUUCAAUUGGGUAAUAGCUCUCUAUUUGACAUUUUGGAGGAAAGUAUGCCCUAGGGAACAUAAAUAGACUCAUUGAGUUUUUCCUUUCAAAGGGUAAUGCAUUCAAUGACUUGUUCCCGCAUCUCAAUCAGGAGAAUUUUGUCGACUAAACCCCUGAACAACAA